Molecule: messenger RNA, 1068 nt
Organism: Brassica oleracea var. oleracea
Lineage: Eukaryota; Viridiplantae; Streptophyta; Magnoliopsida; Brassicales; Brassicaceae
Product: expansin-A8-like
Exons: 3
Coding region: 107-883 (258 amino acids)
Biological process (GO): plant-type cell wall organization
Cellular component (GO): extracellular region
Source: RefSeq, a predicted model, not a curated record
CCCUCCACAUUUGAUUCCAUAUCACUCUCACAUUUCUCACCUAAUCAUAUCCAAUACUCAAAACCGAAUAAACCAACCUCUUUCCUAAACAAAAACAAAAACAAAAAUGUAUACUAUAACAUCAAACUCCAAAUAUUCUAUGAUCUCAAUAUUAUCCAUACUCAGCUUAUUAUUCUCCCUCCAAGGAACUCAUGGAGACUACGGAGGUUGGCAAAGUGGUCACGCCACGUUCUACGGUGGCGGAGACGCUUCCGGGACCAUGGGUGGAGCUUGUGGCUAUGGGAAUCUGUAUAGCCAAGGUUACGGGACUAACACGGCAGCUUUAAGUACGGCUCUGUUCAACAACGGACUCACGUGCGGUGCGUGCUACGAGAUGAAGUGCAACGAUGACCCGAGAUGGUGUCUCGGUUCCACUAUCACCGUCACGGCUACAAACUUUUGUCCACCGAACUUUGGUCUCUCCAACGACAACGGUGGAUGGUGCAAUCCUCCUCUUCAACACUUCGACCUAGCCGAGCCAGUUUUUCUCCAAAUCGCUCAGUACCGCGCCGGCAUUGUCCCUGUCUCUUUCCGAAGAGUACCGUGUAUGAAGAAAGGAGGGAUAAGGUUUACCAUCAACGGACACUCCUACUUCAACCUCGUUCUUAUCUCAAACGUAGGAGGAGCAGGCGACGUCCAUGCCGUCUCGAUCAGAGGCUCAAAAACAGGCUCCUGGCAAGCAAUGUCUAGAAACUGGGGCCAAAACUGGCAGAGCAACUCUUACCUCAACGGCCAGAGCCUCUCGUUCCAGGUCACCACCAGCGAUGGUAGAACCGUCGUUAGCAAUAACGUGGCUCCUUCUAACUGGCAGUUCGGACAAACCUUCCAAGGUGGUCAGUUCUGAGUCCACACAUCAUGCUCGUUUUGGGGGUGCUGGUGUGGCUGCGUAUUGCUGAGGUGGCUCGUAAACACCCACUAGACCUAGCCCUCUUCUCUUUUUUUUUUGUGUGUCUCUUAUUUACGAGAUGUUGCUUACAAUGAUUGUAUUUGUCGUGCCUGCAAGGAAGCAAGUUGAAAUUAAUAAAUCAA